Molecule: messenger RNA, 3060 nt
Organism: Vigna unguiculata (cowpea)
Lineage: Eukaryota; Viridiplantae; Streptophyta; Magnoliopsida; Fabales; Fabaceae
Product: MIF4G domain-containing protein / MA3 domain-containing protein
Biological process (GO): mRNA splicing, via spliceosome
Cellular component (GO): catalytic step 2 spliceosome
Molecular function (GO): protein binding; RNA binding
Source: RefSeq, a predicted model, not a curated record
CUACAGUUUAAUUCAUCUGAAAUCGAUAAUUUUUCAAAUCAUUGCAUAAACACCCUCCUUUCUGAAAACCUAAACCUAAGAACCUCUGCAAAACAACCGUCAUCUCUCUCCGUUUCUCACCCUUCUUUCGAUACCUAAACCUAAUACACUCUGCGAAGACUUCAUCGAGUUCUUUCACGCAACUUUUCGGUUCUCUGUCACGACCUAAGGGUUUGAUAUGGCGAGAAGACGUAGCAGUAGUAGCGAGUCGAGUGAAGAUGAUGUGAGGAGACGCAGUGGCAGCGAAUCUGAGGAUGACGAGAGGGAUGAGUAUAAGCGUGGUGGUAGGAGUGGUAGGAAGAGUUCUGGUCACCGCAGGGAUGAUAGUGAUAGAAGUGAUUCGGGGGAAGAGAGAAAGGGGGCUGAGAGGGAUGGUGGAAUGGGGAGUGAUAAGAAAAGUAGGAGUAGGGAGAGAAAGGAGAGGUCGGAGAGCUCAGAGGAGGAGGGUCAGAUUGUGAAUAAAAAGAGAGUUAGUGAAGAGAAUGAGAGGCUGCCGCAGGAUUAUGAUAGACGUGGAGGGAGGGAUGCUGAAGGAGAUAGCCGGGGUGAUAGGGAUUCUCGUCGAGUGAAUGGUCAGAGUGAAAGGCAAGUGGAGAAAGAAAGUCAUAGAUUGCAUCACAGCGAUAGAUGGCGCGGAGGGGAGGAAGACAAAAGUAGAAUUGUGGAUCGCCGCGGACAGCAUGAUUCAGAAGAAGAUCACAGGGAGCUGACCAGGAAAUCAGGUGGGUACAGUGAUAGGGAUAAGAGGCGAACAUUGGAAAAGGGUGGUAACAGUGACAGGGAUAGACGCUCACGUUAUGAUUCGGAGGAAGAUGAUAGGGAGUUGGCGAGGAAAUCAGAGAGGGAUAGGGAUAGGAGACGAAGAGUGGAAAGGGAUGAUGACCGGGAUAGGAGACAAAGAGCUGAAAGGGAUGAUGACAGGGAUAGGAGACAAAGAGCUGAAAGGGAUGAUGACAGGGAUAGGAGACGAAGAGCUGAAAGGGAUGAUGACAAUGAGCGCAACCACAGGGAUAAGGGUGUGAGCAAGUAUCAAGAAGAAAGUAGGAAGAAAGAGAAUGGAAAUGGGAGAACUGUUGGAGAUGCAAAUCCUCAACGACAGACAAGUAUCCCAGGAGGUAACCUGAAUGGUGAUGCAUCUAAUCUGGGCAGGAGUGGUGGUGUUUACAUUCCCCCCUUUAAGAUGGCGAUGAUGAUGAAAGAAGUUCAAGAUAAAAGUAGUGUCGAAUAUCAAAGGUUAACGUGGGAUGCUCUUAGAAAGAGCAUAAACGGGCUUGUAAAUAAGGUUAAUGCUACAAACAUAAAAAAUAUAAUUCCUGAAUUGUUUUCGGAAAACCUGAUCAGGGGAAGGGGACUUUUUUGUCGGUCAUGUAUGAAGUCACAGAUGGCAUCCCCGGGAUUUACAGAUGUUUUUGCUGCCUUGGUUGCUGUCGUUAAUACAAAGUUUCCUGAGGUGGGAGAUCUUUUGCUAAGAAGGAUUGUUUUGCAGCUUAAGAGGGCUUAUAAGAGGAAUGACAAGCCUCAAUUACUAGCAGCUGUUAAAUUUAUAGGGCAUCUGGUGAAUCAGCAAGUAGCUCAUGAGAUCAUUGCUCUUGAGUUACUAACUGUGUUACUCGAGAAACCUACUGACGAUAGUGUUGAAGUAGCAGUUGGUUUUGUGACAGAAUGUGGUUCAAUACUGCAGGAUCUCUCACCCAAGGGUCUUCAUGGUAUCUUUGAGCGUUUUCGUGGGAUUCUUCAUGAAGGAGAAAUUGACAAACGUGUUCAGUUUUUGAUUGAAGGCUUGUUUGCAAUAAGAAAAGCGAAGUUUCAGGGCUAUCCAGCUGUUCGUCCUGAGCUAGAUCUGGUGGAGCAGGAAGAUCAGUUAACUCAUGAAGUUUCCUUGGAUGAAGAGAUAAAUCCUGAGAUUUCCCUUGAUAUAUUCAAGCCAGAUCCCAAUUUCCUGGAGAAUGAAAAGCGUUAUGAAGAGUUGAAGAAAUCAAUGCUGGGUGAGGAAUCCGAGGAUGAAGAGGAAGGUGUGGAUGCUGAGUCAGAUGAUGAAGAUGAAGAAGAUGAGUCUGAUGAAGAGGAUGAAGAACAGAUGCAAAUAAAAGAUGAAACAGAGACAAAUCUUGUCAAUCUUCGAAGGACAAUAUACCUAACAAUUAUGUCUAGUGUUGAUUUUGAGGAAGCUGGUCAUAAGCUUCUGAAAAUUAAGCUUGAGCCAGGUCAAGAGAUGGAAUUGUGCAUUAUGCUUCUGGAAUGUUGCAGCCAAGAGAGAACCUAUCUCCGAUAUUAUGGUCUUCUGGGGCAGCGUUUCUGCAUGAUCAACAAAGUACACCAAGAAAAUUUUGAGAAGUGCUUUGUGCAGCAGUACUCCAUGAUUCACCGACUUGAAACAAACAAACUGCGUAAUGUGGCAAAAUUUUUUGCUCAUUUACUUGGCACAGAUGCUUUACCUUGGCAUGUUUUAUCGUAUAUACGCCUGACUGAAGAGGACACAACUUCUUCUUCACGUAUAUUUAUUAAGAUUCUCUUCCAGGAAUUAUCAGAGCAUCUUGGAAUCCGGCUGCUAAAUGAACGGUUAAACGAUCCAACUAUGCAGGAAUCUUUCGAAUCCAUAUUUCCGAAAGAUAAUCCAAAAAACACACGGUUCUGCAUUAAUUUCUUUACAUCCAUUGGUCUUGGUGGUCUUACGGAGAACCUACGUGAGUAUUUGAAGAAUAUGCCACGUCUUAUCAUGCAACAACAAAAACAAGUUUCAGAAUCUGAAUCAGAUGAUGAGUCGGAGAGUUCUGAUUCAUCUGAUUCUGGAACAGCUAGUUCAGACUCAGAUUCAAGUAGUUCUGAUGAGAGUGACAGACAGAGAAAGCGGAGGAGAAAGUGAAGUUAUUUGAUUUUUAAUUUCAUAAUUUUGCUUGUAUGGAGAUACUUUGGCGAGACAAAAUGAAUGUAAUCAAUUUUAGAAGUGGAAAAAUAUGUACUAGGAAAUGUAAUCAAAUUUUCUUUCAAUUUUUUUUUAAAGAAACCUUUUCUUAUAAAUAA